This is a messenger RNA of Ilex paraguariensis (yerba mate), 933 nucleotides long. The record is from the annotation of a GenBank genome assembly. Lineage: Eukaryota; Viridiplantae; Streptophyta; Magnoliopsida; Aquifoliales; Aquifoliaceae.
AUGAUUCAUGACAUUCCUAGCCAAAAACCUAUAGAAGUUCUAUUUAUGGAAGUUUAUGUGGUGAACAAGGAAGAGAGCAAGAACAGUGGUGGCUCAGUGAUGCCUAGGGACAAAUACCCAAAGCCUCUGGUGUUCCAUGAUGGUAGGCUAGCCUUCUUGCCUACCCCAUCUGCCACUCUUGCCAUGUUCAUGUGGCUUCCUCUGGGCAUACUCCUAGCAAUUGUUAGACUUUUUGUGGGUAUUUACUUGCCUUUCCAUGUAGCCAUCUUCUUGGGCACUUUGAGUGGUGUAAACAUUAGGGUCAAAGGAUGCAACCCUUCAAGCUCAGAAGGUAAAAAAGGUCAUGUUCUCUAUGUUUGCACCCACAGGACUCUUUUGGACCCUGUGUUUCUCAGUACAUCUCUGGGUAAACCUUUAACUGCAGUUACAUACAGUUUAAGCAAAAUGUCUGAGAUCAUAGCUCCAAUAAAAACAGUAAGGUUGACAAGAGAGAGAAAGAAAGAUGGUGAAACCAUGCAGAGAUUAUUGAGUGAAGGUGAUUUGGUGGUUUGCCCAGAAGGAACCACAUGCAGAGAGCCAUAUCUCUUGAGGUUCAGCUCUUUGUUUGCCGAAUUAACAGAUGAGAUAGUUCCUGUUGCUAUGAAUACACAUGUGACCAUGUUUUAUGGGACUACUGCUAGUGGACUCAAGUGCUUGGACCCAAUCUUCUUCUUGAUGAACCCUAGACCUAGCUACUAUGUUCAGAUCCUUGGGAAGGUGCCCAGAGAGCUAACAUGCGCUGGUGGGAGAUCUAGCCAUGAGGUGGCUAAUUAUGUACAAAAACAACUGGCUGAUGCAUUGGGUUUUGAGUGCACUACACUUACAAGGAGAGACAAGUAUUUGAUGCUAGCAGGAAAUGAAGGGGUGGUUGAUGACAAGAGAAAUAAACCCUAG